Ylistrum balloti is the source of this 506-nucleotide messenger RNA. RefSeq lists its product as uncharacterized. Lineage: Eukaryota; Metazoa; Mollusca; Bivalvia; Pectinida; Pectinidae. Gene Ontology annotation, molecular function: protein binding. The record is from RefSeq and is a predicted model, not a curated record. Bases 173 to 433 code for a protein of 86 amino acids. The transcript is spliced from 3 exons.
AUUGAGCAAGUAACAUCAUACAUAAGUUAGAAUUUGUAACGACAGUAUAUCAGGAGUAACGCCGCGUAUCCAGCACGUGAAAGCACGAAAAUCCAAUAACUGACGAUUAGAUCAGAGAAGUCAGGAGCAGAGUUGAGGAUUAAAUAAACAGACAGACACUAAUUUCUACAAGAUGCCUAUUCAAAUCAUGGUAAGCGCUGGAACAGACGGGAAGACACAAUUAGUGGAUGUGGAGCCGGGUGAAAAUCUGUCAUUGCUGUUCCAGAAGAUCUCGGACCGACGUGGGGUAGAAAAACAGUAUUUACAGAUAGUGUACGCAGGGAAAACGUAUCGCCCUGGCGACGCAAAAACCGACUAUAAAACUCUUGCCGACCUGGGCAUGAAGGAUCGGUCCCUCGUACAACUUGUUACCAGGCUACCAGGAGGUCAAUAGGUCAGCCUACGCCACCGGUGAUCCAGGAUUUUUUUUCAAACUUGUGACUUAGACAUAUGACGUCAUCAGUACA